GCACCUCUCUCACUGGGUACUUCCGCUUCCUACAAGCAAGGAGUCAGAGCCUCCUCCGUUUUUCUCACCCAGGCAGCGGCGGCGAAGGAGACUGCAGGGGCUUGCAAUGUUUGGCCUCAAAAGAAACGCAGUAAUCGGACUCAACCUCUACUGUGGGGGCGCCGGGUUGGCGGCCGGCAGCGGCGGCGGCGCCUCCUCUUCGGGAGGGCGGCUUUUGGCUGCGGGGAAGGAGGCCACGGCCCGGCGAGAGGGAGGGGGAGGGGAAGCCGGCGCGAGCCCCCCGGCCACUCUCGCGCCGGACGCCCUGAAGGUCGCGCGGCCCUCGCCCAUUGGCGCCGAGGGCCCCGACGUCAUCGCGCCCCCCGCGAGGCUGCUGUUCUUCGCGCCCACCCGCUGCGCGUCGCCGCCUGAAGGAAUGGAAGCCCCCGCCGCCGACGCCAUCAUGUCGCCCGAGGAGGAGCUGGAUGGGUACGAGCCGGAGCCUCUGGGGAAGCGGCCGGCUGUCCUGCCCUUGCGGCAGUUGGUCCGGGAAGCCAGCAAUGGCCUCUGCACGAACGGCUCACUCCCCUCGACGCCGCCCUCAGCAGAGGAGGAGGAGGAGGACGAGUUGUACCGGCAAUCGCUGGAGAUCAUCUCUCGGUACCUUCGGGAACAGGCAACCGGCGCCAAGGACACGAAGCCAAUGGGCGGGUCUGGGGCCGCCAGCCGGAAGGCGUUAGAGACCCUGCGACGGGUCGGGGACGGAGUGCAGCGCAACCACGAGACGGCCUUCCAAGGCAUGCUUCGGAAACUGGACAUCAAAAAUGAAGACGAUGUCAAAUCUAUUUCUCGAGUGAUGGUCCACGUUUUCAGUGACGGAGUAACAAACUGGGGCAGGAUUGUGACUCUUAUUUCUUUUGGUGCCUUUGUGGCCAAACACUUGAAGAGUAUAAACCAAGAAAGCUGCAUCGAACCAUUAGCAGAAAGCAUCACAGAUGUCCUAGUAAGGACAAAACGAGACUGGCUAGUCAAACAAAGAGGCUGGGAUGGGUUUGUGGAGUUCUUCCGUGUAGAGGACCUAGAAGGCAGCAUCAGAAAUGUGCUGCUGGCUUGUGCAGGUGUUGCUGGAGUAGGAGCUGGUUUGGCAUAUCUAAUAAGAUAGUCUUUUAAGUGCAAUAAUUGACUCUUAACUGACUCCAGCCACCCAAAACCAAUACAGUCUGCUGUGAAAUCAAAUAUAUUUAUGAAGUUGGACUUGAAGAUGUCCAGGCUGUCAGGAGUUCUACUGGAGCAACAUAGAAAAGCACAUGGCAAAAGGACUAUGGCUAACAGGAAUAAAUACAUGGGAAAAGUAGUUCCCCUUGAAGAGUCACUGUGUGAAAGAAGCAAAGUUCAGUUUCAGGAACGGGCAAACUUUGGGAGGCCAUGGAGGAGGACUUUUAGAUUUAGUCAAGAUGGUAGGGUGGAGAGACUUAAUUUCCUUGUCUAGAACAGGAGAGUGGCCAGUAGCCAGGCUAGUCAUAGAGUUCAUUAACUACACCCACUGAAUUAAUUAACUUCCUAUAGUGUUAAAAGAGAAGCACUAACAAUGUCAGUGGUCUGUGUAAAAUGGAUUUAAGCUAUAGGGAUAGAACUAUGACUAGAAGCCUGAGUCCUGUACAACAGAGCGUGAAGGGAAGCUUUUUUUCUCUCUCUAGCUUUCCCAGGCAUACUUCUUGAAGAAUAGAAAGUCCAAGUGCUCAGGACUUUUAUAUCUGUUCUACUUUUUCUUGGUUUGAGUGAUUCUUAGUUUAUUAGCCUAGUAAUGGCCAAGAGUACUUGACUUAAGGCACAAUGAUGACCGAAAUAUGGAAUAGCUUGUAAAUGUAUUUGUAAAAAUUGUAUAUAUUUUUACAGAAAGCCUUUUUCUUUGAAAUGUAAAGGGAGAAGAAUCUUGAAUUUACAUUGGUUUUUUCAUACCUAUUUGAAAAUUACAACUUCUGUAUUUAGGAACCUAUUUCUUAUGGUUUUUCUAUUCUGAACUUUGUUUUGGCCAGUUCUAGAUUGUAUACAGAACCAAUUGAUGUAAUCGUAUGCAACCUGGUUGUAGUGGAACAAUUCUGAUAACUGCAGGCUUUAAUUUUCCUAUCUGAUUUUGGUAAGUAUUUCUUAGGUUUUUUAAUUUUUAAACCUGGGACUGAGAAACUGAGGGCUGGAGAUUAAUCCUUUCACUUCGUUACAUGUAGGUUUUCAAUAAUUGGGUCAAAGUGGAGUUUUAAAGGGUUUUGGGAGGGAGGGUGGGCACAUGCAGGCUGAUGAGUUACAAAUAAUGGGCUCUGAUUGGGCAGCUACUCCUUUGAGUUUCUUUCAUUUGACCUAAUUUAACUGGUGAAAUUUAAACUGAGUUUAUGAGCUCAUCUUCAAAGCUUUUGCUAAAAGACUUUCAGCUGUUCCAAGUGGGACUUACUAGCAGUAUGUAUAAAAAGAUCACAUCAGGUGGAUGAGAGACAUUUGAUCCCUUGUUUGCUUAAUAAGUUGUAAAAUGAUGGCUUGAAAAAAGCAGGCCAUAAUUUAACCAUGGUGCUAUUACUAGCCUGGCUUGUUAAACACAAGUCUGAGCCUAGUAUGUCAAUAAAACAAAUGUAUAUUGUUUCAUUUCUAUUAAUGAUUCCCAAACUUUGUUUCAGAUUUUUGCCUUGGCAUCCCUUUGGAUUUCAGACUUGAUGUUCUAUCAAACUUAGCGUUUAUUUCCUAUCCUUCCUUGAAAUAUUUGCUGCUUGUUCUGCUCCCUCUACAGAUAUAUCAGUUCCCAUGUCUUUAUCCUGCCAUCCCUGAACUCUUACUAGGCCUUUUAGUUUUUGGCACUAUGAACCCCAACUAGGAACCUUAAGUAACCCCCAGAGGAGUCCACAGACCUUCAUCUUUGAAGUGGUAGUACAGUGGGUGCUGUGACAGUAACGGUCAUGAGAUGGGAGGAGUCCUUUUUCUUUGGACUGGUAUCUUUUUGGUUGUUGCUUUAUCCUGUCUUUAGGGGGGAAGUUUUCAAAAGUCCCCUUAGGAAUUUUCAGAGAAGUGUACAACAUUUUGUGUGACUUUCUCUAGGUUCCUUUGUAUUUGAAUAUGAUCAUUUAAAAUUAUAGAAACAGGUGGGCUCUGUUCAACCUCGUAGUUAUAUAAAAGCUACUGGUAAACUGAAGAAAGCUUCUAUAGUGAAACUAGGGUUAUUUGAAAGCUUCAGCCUCAGAAUGUGAUCUUUAGUCUGUGGACUCCAGAUAAAAAUAAACAUGAAUAAAAUGACUAAGAAUGUAAUAGGGAAGAAUUGCCCUGCCUGCCCAUCUCAGAGCCAUAAGGUCAUCUAGCUAGAGCUAACUUUACCCAUGUAUUUAUUGUUCUUGAUCAUAAACCACUUAUUUAUAUCAUAUCUAUCUCUAAGGACCUAAAAGCACUUUAUGUAGUUUUUAAUUAAUCUUAAGAUCUGGUUAAGGUGACUAAAAGGCCUGUCUCCCCGUAUCCAGUUGUGGAAAUAAGCACACAGAGGUAAACUGGUGGAGUUUUAGGAGCCUCACUUCCCGAUUGACUUAGGUGUGACUGCUGCAAUGGGGAUGAGGACCUCAGUUGAUAUUUUGGGUCACGGGUGGUGAGGGCUUAGGGAGCCCGAGUGCUUUGGGGAAGAGUGGGUGGUUUUAUAGGGAGAGGAGGCACGUGUUCUAAGUGCUGACUAGCGCAUAGUUCAGGCAAAUCCUCCAAAAUAGAAAGGGAGGGGCUGCUUGGAAAGAUGGCUCUCUCAGCAACUUCUGUCUUAUGCUUCUCUCAGGGAAAAACAUACAGUACUCUAGUGUUGUCUGUGUACAUUCUGUUGGGGGUGAACACCUUGGUUCUAGUUAAACAGCUAAUGCUGUUGACAGCUGUGCCAGGAAGGGUUAGGACCAACUACAAAUUAAUGUGGGCUGUAAAAUGUAGUUUGUUUCCCUAACUUCCUGUUUUUCCUGAGAAGAGAAUAAUAAAUCUUUUUCAAAUACAA
This is a messenger RNA of Diceros bicornis minor, 3979 nucleotides long. RefSeq names its product MCL1 apoptosis regulator, BCL2 family member (gene MCL1). The transcript is spliced from 3 exons. Bases 107 to 1141 code for a protein of 344 amino acids. Gene Ontology annotation, cellular component: mitochondrial outer membrane. NCBI's taxonomy places the organism in Eukaryota, Metazoa, Chordata, Mammalia, Perissodactyla, Rhinocerotidae. The record is from RefSeq and is a predicted model, not a curated record. Gene Ontology annotation, biological process: positive regulation of apoptotic process; intrinsic apoptotic signaling pathway in response to DNA damage; release of cytochrome c from mitochondria. Gene Ontology annotation, molecular function: protein heterodimerization activity; protein homodimerization activity; channel activity.